Molecule: messenger RNA, 2112 nt
Organism: Closterium sp. Naga37s-1
Lineage: Eukaryota; Viridiplantae; Streptophyta; Zygnematophyceae; Desmidiales; Closteriaceae
Source: the annotation of a GenBank genome assembly
AUGCAAGGUUGUAAGAUUGUACUGUACAUUCGGUGUGAAUGGACCCUUUCCCCUCCUCCCCCUCUCCCCCUCUCCCCUUCCCCCCCUCUCCCCCUCUCUCCCCCUCUCCCCCUCUCCCCCUCUCCGCUUUUCCUCUUCUCCCCCGCUCCCCAUCUCCCCCUCUCCCCCUCUCGCACUCCCCCUCUCCGCCCUGUCCCGUCUCUUCCCCCUCACCCUCUCUCCCCCUCCCCAUCUCUCGACCUUCCUUCCCCUCUCUCCAGAGCCACCGCUCGUGAUACUCACACCACGGUCGCACGGUCGAGGGUCAAGUAUAUCCCUUCCGACUGUUGCUCUCCCUUCCGCCGUCGCUCUCCCUUCCGCCCGUCGCCCUUCUUUCCCCCUCGUCGCCCUGCCUUCCGUCCGUCGCCCACCCUUGUUCCCGUCGCCCUCCCUUCCCGUCGCCCUCCCUUCCCGUCGCCCUCCCUUCCCGUCGCCCUCCCUUCCCGUCGCCCGCACUUCUUCCCGUCGCCCUCCCUUCCCGUCGCCUUCCCUUCCCGUCGCCCGCGCUUCUUCCCGUCGCCCUCCCUUCCCGUCGCCCUCCCUUCCCGUCGCCCUCCCUUCCCGCCGCCCUCCCUUCCCGUCGCCCUCGCUUUCCCCGUCGCCCUGCCAUCCACUCCCCGUCGCCCUCGCCUUCCCUCCCGUCUCCCUUCCCAUCUCGCACACUUGUCACCCUCCCUUUUCUCUCCCUACUCCCUCUUUUCCCUCCCUCCAAUAAUCGCCUUCCUUCCCCCAACUUAUACCCCUUCCCUGCUUCCCCCCAUCCCCUGCCCUGCUUCCCCCCAUCCUCUUCAUUCUUUCCCCGUAUCCCCAGCCCUGCUUCCCCCCAUCCCCUUCCCUGCUUCCCCCCAUCUCCUUCCCUUCUUCCCCCCAUCUCCGUCCCUGCUUCCCCCCAUCCCCCUCCCUGCUUCCCCCCAUACCCCUUCCCUGCUUCCCCCCAUCCCCUUCCCUGCUUCCCCCCAUCCCCUUCCCUGCUUCCCCCCAUCCCCUUCCCUGCUCCCCCCCAUCUCCAUCCCUGCUUCCCCCCAUACCCCUCCCUGCUUCCCCCCAUCCCCCUCUCUGCUUCCCCCAUACCCCUCCCUGCUUCCCCCCAUCCCCCUCUCUGCUUCCCCCCAUACCCCUCCCUGCUUCCCCCCAUCCCCCUCUCUGCUUCCCCCCAUACCCCUCCCUGCUUCCCCCCAUCCCCUUCCCUGUUCCCCCCCAUCCCCUUCCCUGCUCCCCCCCAUUCCCUUCCCUGCUUCCCUCAUCCCCUGCCCUGCUUCCCCAUGUCCCCUGCCCUGCUUCCCCCAAUCCCCUUCCCUGCUUCCCCCCAUCUCCUUCCCUUCUUCCCCCCAUCUCCGUCCCUGCUUCCCCCCAUCCCCCUCCCUGCUUCCCCCCACACCCCUCCCUGCUUCCCCCCAUCCCCCUCUCUGCUUCCCCCCAUACCCCUCCCUGCUUCCCCCCAUCCCCUUCCCUGUUCCCCCCCAUCCCCUUCCCUGCUUCCCCCCCAUCCCCCUCCCUGCUUCCCCCCAUCCCCUUCCCUGUUCCCCCCCAUCCUCUUCCCUGCUUCCCCCCAUCCCCUUCCCUGCUCCCCCCCAUAAUCUCUGCCCAGGUGUCCUUCCUAUUCAUUCUGUUCCGCCCACCCUCUCCCAUUCCGUUCUGCCGCCAUCUCUCAUUCUUCCCACCCUCUCUCUCCCUCCUCCCGCACUCUCUCUCUCCUCGCACCCGCACUAUCUCUCUCCUUCCUCCCGCACUCUCACAAUCCUUCCCACCACCCUCAGCCCUCCUUCCCCCCCCCCUCUGCCAUGUUCCCACCUGCCCUGCCCUCCCUAUCCCUGCCUUUCCCUCCCUGCCCUGCGCUUCCUUUCCCCAUCCCUUCUCAACCCUUUCCUUCCUUUUCAUGCCUUCCCCUUCCCCCUCACUACUCACCUACCACUCUCUAGUUCCCAUGCAUGUGGACCCAUCACUGUCUCCCCGUACACGCUUUCAUCAUGUGCCGUUGCUGUUGCCGUUGGUCCCUUGCACCUCACACCACCUCCCCCAUGUUCCUUCACACAAUUCUUUCUGCCUUCUCCAUUCCCCUAUUUUCAGUGGUGA